Messenger RNA from Hippocampus zosterae (dwarf seahorse), 4346 nucleotides. It is a transcript of the gene tafa5l, whose product is annotated as TAFA chemokine like family member 5, like. The transcript is spliced from 5 exons. The record is from RefSeq and is a predicted model, not a curated record. Lineage: Eukaryota; Metazoa; Chordata; Actinopteri; Syngnathiformes; Syngnathidae. Bases 601 to 999 code for a protein of 132 amino acids.
CGCGCUUUUGCGCCUUAAAACGCCUUUGCAGACAACACGCACGGCUUGGUUGCGCACAAGUUUGCGCACCGGUUUACUUUGCUUCAGAUAAAAACGUGUGUGUGGAAAUCGCCCGAGAAGGAAGAAGCCUUCAUUUCCGCCGUCCUCCUCCCCUUCCUCCUCCUCCUCCACGUCCUCCAGCUCUUCAUCAUCAUCAUCAUCAUCAUCAUCCCCGCUUGGAUCAGAAGUACACAUUCUCCUCCCUCAUACAGAGCUCAGCUUUCAUCGGAACCACUCGAUUCCACCAAACUGGACCCACAGCUGCGAGAACUUGUACACCUUCGCCGACAUUGUGUGUUUGCAAAGCGAAAUUGGAUCUGUGGCUCCCUGAGGGAUUUUUUGUUUUUUUAGGGUAGGGGGGGGCGGUGGCCGGAAAGGAGAUUUUAUUUUGUAUGUUUACUUUUCCUUCAUCAGCCCCCUUCAUCCCUUUUAUUAGUUCAAAAUGGAUGCCGUCGACAGGAUGUGGCGGCGCCCCUGGAUUAGCCGCUUAUGUGAUUGACAGUUAAGGUGGAGGGGGGCCACAAAGUUUUGAUCAUCCAGGAGGGGCGGAAAAGGUGCAGGAUGCAGUCCGGAAUAAAGAUGCUUUCCGCAGGUGGAGGUGCGUCGCUCUGUUGUCUGUUGCUCCUCUGGCUCAUCUACUCCCAUCUGCUUCGAGAGGGCCAGUUGGCGAUGGGAACCUGCGAGAUAGUCAUGCUGAACAGGGACAGCAGCGUUCCCAGACGAACCAUCGCCAGGCAGACAGCCCGCUGCGCCUGCCGGAGAGGUCAGAUCGCCGGCACCACACGGGCCAGGCCGGCAUGUGUCGAUGCGAGAAUCGUGCGGAGUCGUCAAUGGUGUGAGAUGACCCCCUGUGUGGAGGGCGAAGUUUGCAGCCUCCUUUUCAACCGCUCCGGAUGGACCUGCACCAGAAGCAGCGGACGCAUCAAGACCGUCACGCCUUUGCCCAGGGAGCCAUCGUAGAAUGCAGCGGUGGGAAAAAGACCACCUGCGAGUUCCCCGAUUCAUGCUGUGAGAUAAGCUGCGGCCAAUCACUACAGAGCAUUACGUCUGUCCAACAAAAAGUUUCACAAACUCGACACCAUGCCUUGAGCCUCUCUUUUUUUUGGGCUUUUUCUUUCUGGUAUUUUCAGCAUCAGCCUUGACACUUCUGCAGCCACAUUUAGAGACUAAACAUUGAGCGGUGUGUCAGCGGCGAAACAUUCUUCGACAAGUAUUGGCCAUGCAGUCUGGAGGACACUGCCCGCAAGACUUUAUGAGAAGAUCUUUUCCUAAAAUCAGUCCAUCUUCUCCCUUUGCCAACACUGAGGCCAUCCAAGAUGAUUUUACAACUAUCCGUAUGAUGCUGAAUCACCGCUAACUUCACCCAGGCCACUGAUGAACCCACAGCAUUCACUAGGAUGUAGCCAGCAGACACUCGGCGUGAAGAGCGAAAGAUAUUGUGAGCGUGGACGUCUACUUGGACUCUUUCUGGGGUGGACACAUCACAUGUGAAAAUGACUGACACAUGUCCGACCCUGUCAACAAAGGUCAUCACGUGGCUCGUUUGAAUGGCUCAUCAUCCAACAUGUGUUUUUUUUUUAAACAUAGUAGUUAAAUCAUUUUUGUCAAUGAAGCUUACUUCAUCAGAGGAAUUUCUAAUAACAGACCCCUGGUGCAGUGCGAGCGCUGUGUUUGUGUGCAUGUGUGUGUGUGUGUGCGGGCACAUCCAGGGAUACACUGUGAAAUAAAUUCAAUCAAAUGUCAUUGUUCAUCCACUUGUAUUUUUGCCCACACCCAGAAUGGAACGUAAAGGACUGGGAUUCAAGCCCCACUGUAAAGAUAAGAAGGAAAAACUCCACUAUUGGAACAAAAUUCUUGAACAUUGGAAAAAAAAGCCUAAUUUUGUGUUCAAGAACAGUGUCAAGCUGUAGGCCCAGGGGCCAGAUCUGGCCCACCACAUCAUUUUAUGUGGCCCGCAAAAGCAAAUCAAACAUGUCAACUUCCACGAUGAUUGCUAAAAUCUCAACCAAAAUUUAACAUUGUCAUAUGUAAUCAAUAAGAGACAUAGUGGAAGCAUUUUCUUGUUACCAAACCCCUCAUUACAGUAACUUAAACAAUAGUAGAAUAAGACCGUUAUUAUAGACUUUUUUAUAUGGUUUUAGUCAUAAGGGAAAUGGUAACUAAAAUGUGGCCCAUGACAAAAAUGAGUUUGACACCCCUGUGUUAAAGUAAGAAUGUUGUCAAGUUACCGGGUAAAUUUGUGCAAACUUGACAAGCGAUGAAACUGUGUUUGUGUUUGUUGACACAUCAACACCAGCAGCAGAAUGAACUCCUUUUAAUGUGUAAAUGUUUCAAGUAUGCGUUGAACUCACCUCUGAUGUUUGUCUUUGUUCAAUCAUGAAGCAGAACUGUUUUUCAACAAAUAUGAAAAGAUAUUUAAUGAGGACGAGUAUAUGACACGUCUCUCCAGACACACAGCCACUGCUGAUCUCAGAUCUUGGCAUUUGGUGAGAGUUUUGAUAUUUACUUGUUUACAUGGUAACAUAAUUUCUGUGGAGAACUUAUUUUCUCUAAAAACAAAAAACAAAAAAACAAAUCAGACUCAUACCUUUUUAUUUCCAGGAAAAAAGAAUUAUACUUUUGUUCUUACAACUUUAAGAGAUUUCUUCUUGUAAUGUAACUUCUUUUCUUUUUCAGUGUGGCCCAAAUACUUAUUUGUACACAGUACACAAUCUCGCACUAAAUUGUGUCCUUGUGUUGAAAUUGCAAAGCGUUUGCACAAUUGUUUUUUUUUUGUGGUCUUAAUUUUUUUGCAUUGAAAUAUUUGUAUUGAGGUGGCGGAACAGAAAUAGUGUAUAACUGAAAGUAGUAGUAGUAAAAAAAUAAAUAAAUCUACUAUCCAGAACAUUUCCUAUGUGAUGUAUUUGGGGGCACUGGUCUAAAACCAAGUCUAUUUUGAUAUGACAUCUUUUAUUGAUCUGAAAGUAUUAGCUGCCCUCAGAUGCUUGAUAUAUUUGACAUGAUAUACUGUAUAUAUAAUUAAAGUACAAUUAUGGUACUUUAUGUUCAAUGGAUGUCAUCAACAAGACCUAAAGAACACUGAAAAUGUGCGUUAGAGACCCCCCAUUCACUCAUUAUCUUCACUUCAGCUGAUUGUUGCUAAUGCUACGGAGAGGUUAACUCAUCCAUCACAAAAGUUAAAGCAAGACUUCAACAAUUCAUUAAUUAUCACGCCAGUCAUUCUAAAUAGUGACAUUUUGUUCAGACCUCAUCUCAAAGCUGUAGCGAUGGCGAUUCGGUUACAUUUCACUCAUAAUGUUUUCAGAAUAAGAGUAGUAUCAAACACUGCUUUGUCCACUUCAUAUUUUUUCUCAGUUGCCUUAAUCAAAUGAGGAAGUACAACAGUGAUCAGAUUCAUCUUCUUACCAGAAAUGUCGCUCAAUCAGUUUGUAUGAUUAGCAGUCUCGAACCUUUUUUGCGGAAUCACUCCUUGCGGUUACACGUAAGCACCAGAAACAAACAGUUGCUGGGUGGGUGAGGGGGUAUGCAAGGGCCAAUAUAAUCGAGCACUAAAUAUCACCGCCAAAAUGCUGUAAUCACACCACCUCUUUGAUCAACUGGCAGGCAGACCUUGCUCGUAGACAAGACCUUUGACCAAGUAAAAGCUAAACUCACUAACAGUUAUGGCGUUGGGUGGCGUAAUGUGAUUUGAGCUCUGUUAAUAUGCGUCUUGGAUUUCACCUUAUUUUGUUCAUAAAUAUAACAGUGUACCUCAGACCCUCUGGAUCAUUGUAGAAAUCAAUCCAUUGAAUGCAUUAUUAUCAUUAUUAUUAUUGUUAACACACAGACACGCGAUUGUGGGUGGAAGGUGGUCUCCAAGUGCCCACUUUACUGCGGCCAACUUUAUAUGAUCCGCAAAGUGGAGAUCUUGCAGUUGUUUGUUGUGAGAGGUGGAAAAGCCACCUUGUUGUUAUUCCUGUCAUUAGUUGGCGAGCCUCAUGAGCAUUUUCCAUCUGCCUUCUUUUGUCUGAAUGAUCGAAUCACAGUUGUAAUGUUGGUUUAAGGUAAAAAUCACCAGUGAGUUCUUUACAAAACAAAAAAACAAAUGACAUUAUACAUAAGCUGAAAUCUGAAAAAUAAAUGAGUCUUUUCUAGGACAAAAGCAUGUCGAGCUGGUGUCCCUGUUAAUGUGAUGAUACCCUUAUUUUUUCUUUGCCUGUUUCUUUCUUUUCUUUUUUUUGCUGUUGUUUAUUUGUACUUAAAAUCCUGUAUAUCGGUGUCGUAAUGUAUGCAUUCGAGAAUAUAAAGUGAGCAUCUGCUUGAGGGAA